GGGGGUGGGGGAGGGGGAGGAGCGCGCCCACGCCAACGGCGACUGUGGCGACGACGACGACGACGACGGAGGAGGAGGAGGAGGCCGCCGCCGUUCCGUUCUCCUCAACUCGAUUCUCCCUCAGCCCCCGGAGCGUCCCGGGCCCCCAGGCCGCAGCCGGGCGGCUUCGGCGGCGGAAUCUGCUGGGGGAAAAGACAGCAAAGGAAAGCCAUGAGCUGUCGCAUUCCGGUUUCCUGACAAAUCGAUGUAGAGAAGGAAGGAAUCUUCGCCAGCCAGCAAGCAGAAUUCCCAGCCGGCGCAACCCCCGCCUCAUUCCCGGAGCAAGGAGCUUGCCACGUACAAGCGUAGGCGCUCGUCGGCUGCCCCCCAUCCCGUUCGGAAGCUACUCCCUGCAAUCUAGGCGUCCAAGCCGACAGGCUCUUCUCCUUCCUGGAUUGUUAAGAGCCGAGAAGCCACAAUGUCUAAGAAACAGAGCCAGAAGGGUUGAAGCGGGCUGCUUGGAGAGCUCGAAGGUGAAACUUUAUUACAGCAGCCCCGAGCUUCUCAUUUUGAUUCAGUGGCCAUCGUAUUCCGGGUGGAGAGAGAGAGCAAGGCAAAGAUCCGACAGGAUUCAUUUUCGAUGUGCAGUCCAAGACGGUGCUGGCCCAGGGUGGGACCUUCGAGAACAUGAAGGAGAAGAUCAGUGCCGUCCGGGCAAUAGUCCCCAACCGGAGCAACAACGAGAUCAUCCUAGUGUUGCAGCAUUUUGACAACUGCGUGGACAAAACCGUGCAGGCCUUCAUGGAAGGCAGUGCCAGUGAAGUGCUGAAAGAGUGGACGGUGACAGGCAAGAAAAAGAACAAAAAGAAGAAAAGCAAACCCAAACCGGCCCCAGAGCCGAGCAAGCCGGCCCCCACCCCAGAAGAGCAGCCCGGGGUGCCCUCGGAGCGAGGCGGGCUCAACGGCUACCACGUCAAUGGGUCGGCCAACGACACGGAGUCCGUGGACUCAUUCGGCGAAGGGUUAGACGUGCCGUCCACGGGUAUCAGGGAUUCGGAGGACACCGAGCCAGCUGCUGCCGGAGGAUCCGAUGGAUCAGGGUCCAGGCUGGCCAAUGGCAUUUCUGAUUUUGAUCCCAAGUGUCUGGCACUGCCGCAAGGCCAGGCCUCUCACCGCGCCCUGAGACCCGAGUCCCGGAAUGCCGGCAGGCCUCUCUCCAGGGCGGCCCCGGCCUCUCAGCUUUCAGCUCUGGGGCCUUUCGCCCUCCUGGAAGAUGCGCCACUCUCCUCAGCUAACAAAAAACUAGGUUCCAACAUAGAAAAAUCCGUGAAAGACCUGCAGCGCUGCACUGUGUCCCUGGCGCGUUACCGGGUGGUGGUGAAGGAGGAGAUGGAUGCGUCCAUCAAGAAAAUGAAGCAGGCCUUCGCCGACCUGCAGUGUUGCUUAAUGGACCGAGAAGUGGCGCUGCUCGCCGAGAUGGACAAAGUGAAGGCCGAAGCCAUGGAGAUCCUGCUGAGUCGGCAGAAGAAAGCGGAGACGCUGAAGAAGAUGACCGACGUGGCCGUGCGGAUGUCAGAGGACCAACUGGUGGAGCUCCGAGCCGACAUCAAGCACUUUGUGAGUGAACGCAAAUACGACGAGGAUCUCGGCCGUGUGGCCCGCUUCACCUGCGACGUGGACGCGCUGAAGAAGAGCAUCGACUCAUUCGGGCAAGUGUCCCAUCCAAAGAACAGCUACUCCACCAGGUCCCGGUGUAACUCGAGCAACUCGGUGUCCCUGAGCGGCCCCAGCCUCGCCUCAGCGCCCUUCUCUUCCUCCGCCUGUGCCUCCGCCCCCAGCCUCACCAUCGCCGCCGGCAAGAAAGCCGCGGCCCCCGGGGAGAGCCCUGCCGCAGGAGCCCACACCGGCAGCCGGCCCGCCCAGCCCCAUCGUGAGGUAUCCCAGGGGAACCGGAGAGGAGGCGGGGGACAAGGCUCCCGGCCCCAAGGCCCGAAGCCCGGCGGCCCCCCUGGCCAGGGGCGGCCCGACAGCGGGAGCCGACACCGCAACGGUCCCGGGGCCCACCCAGGCUCCAGGCCCCAUGCCGCCCCGCCCCAGCCGCCGGGGGGCGCGGGCGAGCAGAGCCCGGCCCGGCCCCGGGGGACCAACGGCACGGGAGCCGGCCCGCCCGGCCACCCGUCCGCUCAGGGACGCUCGGGCCCCGGCCCCGCUGGGGCCAGGGGCCUCCCCCAGCGUAAGCCGCGAGCCGGCCAGCCCGAGACCGUCAGAUCCUGAGCCUCCCGGCGCGGGCUCUGGCUUCUCCGCCCCUUUCCCACACCGCUCCACCUGAUAACUGGACCGUAGGAAACGCGUAGCUAGGUUUGAUAACAGAGAAUCGUUUACACACUCCUCAUCUCCGUGCCGCUCAAAACCUUCUGGGCCUCUUCUCCCCCUCCUCCCUCGGCCUCCCCGGCCCCAGUCCCUCCUCACCAUCUCCUUGCGGGCCUGCUCGCCGGCAGCUGCGUCGGCCGAGUUAGCCGUUGUCAGGUAGGAGCUGGCCGGCCUCCUGGGGCGGGCGCCUGGCUCCCGGGGCCCCGUCCCGCCCCCACCCCCCACGGGGUCAGAGGCAGCCGCUCUCCAUCCCAGCCCCGGCAGGUCGGCUGCCCCCAGCAUUUCCCCCCAGCAGCCACCUGGGGAGGAGGCUGAGAGCAGAGGUGGGGAGGGCAGUGGAAACUCUCCCGGGGAGCGGGGGAGGGACCCCUCGCAAGUACCCCAGGGGCACCCCACCCCCCAAAUACCAACCAGCAAGCAGGCACCAAGGCGGUACUUUAUUACAAAAAUGAAAACAAGUCCCCUUUUCCCACGUCCGGCUUUAGGGAUCCUCUUCUGCCGCAUCGCACCCCGAGGGGCAGGGCCUAGGCACCGGUGCCACUCCCGGCUCUGCCCCCAUCUGAAGCGGCCCCAGGCCCCCUGGACGUGUAUGUAAAUAAAACGGUGGCAAAAAGCAUUCCCACAUUGGUGCU
This is a messenger RNA of Ornithorhynchus anatinus (platypus), 2981 nucleotides long. It is a transcript of the gene SPATS2, whose product is annotated as spermatogenesis associated serine rich 2. Gene Ontology annotation, molecular function: protein binding. The transcript has 14 exons. Gene Ontology annotation, cellular component: cytoplasm. The record is from RefSeq and is a predicted model, not a curated record. Lineage: Eukaryota; Metazoa; Chordata; Mammalia; Monotremata; Ornithorhynchidae. Bases 667 to 2253 code for a protein of 528 amino acids.